AUGAUGGAAUCUGAGUAUACGGAGAAUGUCACGGAGGAGAAGCCGCUGUUGUCUGAACAUGCCGUGGGUAUCACGAUCUACAAAGAAGAAGAGAAGCAGGAGAACAUGAUUGUGCUCAAGGUCAAGACGCUCAGUGAGAAGCCGCUGCGUGUUGAGAUCGCGUUGUCAGCUACUGUCGCGGACCUCAAGGAGCUCGUGAAGGAAAAGGCGCACGCAGAAGAUAAAUUUCUGCGUCUGAUUCAUCAGGGAAAAAUGUUGUCGGACGAUGCGGUGACGCUGGCGAGCUGCAAGGUCAAGAACGAAGACUUUGUUCACUGUGCCAUGAGCUCGACCCCGUCGAAAGCUGCGGUCCAGCAGAUGAAUGCUAGUGAUAGUGAUGCUGAAGAUCGAGAGGAUCCGUCCACAAGAAGAGGCUUUGAUCGACUUCGUGACCGACUCAGCCGGGAAGAAGUUCAGGCACUACGUCUUUAUUUCUACCCACAGCUUUCGGUUUACAUCAGUCAGGCGGAACGUGUCGAUGGUGAGGGCAGUGAGGACCGGAUAUACCGUCUUGAAGAUGAGUGGAUGGCAUCACAGGGACCACAGUCUGAGUUUGCACUGAAUGUUGUGCCUACGGCACGUAUUGCAAUGGAUGCGCAGAUUGAUAUGAAUGGUAUAAACAAUUCUAUUUUAGCAGCAGAUAACGAAGGCACUGGCACUGAAUUUUUGUGGGGGUUCCUGAUGGGUCUUUUGCUGGGUGUAUUUAUGCUCCUCAUGCAAAAAGUUGGUCUACUGUUGGGCGUGAGCAUGAAUUUUUUCCUGAGCGUUGUACCUCGCGCUGUCUCCGAGCAAUAG
Molecule: messenger RNA, 834 nt
Organism: Peronospora matthiolae
Lineage: Eukaryota; Oomycota; Peronosporomycetes; Peronosporales; Peronosporaceae
Source: the annotation of a GenBank genome assembly